Molecule: messenger RNA, 1086 nt
Organism: Manihot esculenta (cassava)
Lineage: Eukaryota; Viridiplantae; Streptophyta; Magnoliopsida; Malpighiales; Euphorbiaceae
Product: urease accessory protein D
Exons: 8
Coding region: 62-946 (294 amino acids)
Molecular function (GO): nickel cation binding
Source: RefSeq, a predicted model, not a curated record
UCCGAUCGCAGACGCACAGAUCGAAAGGGCGGAUUCGGCCUUCCAAAAGCUUUCCCUGGUGAUGGAAACAGGAAAGAUAACUGUGGAGAAAGUCAAUGGAAAAUCAACAGUGACGAGAUGCUUCUCUAAGUAUCCUCUCAAAUUCAUCAUUCCCAUGAAGGUGGUUCCUUCAAAAACUGAUGCUGUUUGGAUUUAUACCCUCACCUAUGGUGGGGGCAUUGUCUCUGGAGAUUCUAUAUCAUGUGAAUUUAACAUUGGAGAUGGAUGCACCACUGUCCUCACAACCCAAGCAUCUACCAAGGUGUACAAGUCUUUGGGGUCCAAAUGUUCUGAACAAUUUCUUGAGGCAAGAAUUGGCAGUGACUCCCUUUUGGCUGUCAUUCCAGAUCCAGUGACAUGUUUUUCUACUGCAAGAUACUCUCAAAAGCAAGUCUUUAGAGUGCUCUCAGACUCAAGUCUAGUAAUCGUUGAUUGGAUUACCAGUGGACGUCAUGAAAGUGGAGAAAAAUGGGAUUUUGAAUUUUAUAAGAGCACCAACAACAUUUUCUUGGAUCAUGAUCAGCCCUUGUUCCUUGAUACUGUAUUCCUAGAGCAAGGAAAAAUUGCUACUAUCACAGAACGCAUGCAUGGCUACCAAGUUGUUGCUAUGGUUAUAAUCUUGGGGCCAAAGCUGAAGCACAUUCAAACUCAAGUUCAAGAAAACGUGAAAAGGAUUAUGUCUGAGCAAUUGCACAUGCCUUUUACUGGCUUAGGUGGCCAUACAAAAUCAAAUUCUAGUAUUUGCUUUACCAAGCCACCAUUUAUUGCAUCUUGCAGCUUAUUUGGUCCUAAGGGUGUAGGCGUUGUUGUUAGAAUAGGUGCCCUGACUACCGAAUCAGUAUACAAGUUCUUGCAGCAACAGCUGGCUGGCUUGGAGCCCCUUAUUGGGGUUUUACCAUACCGAUGAUCAAGCCUGUUGGUUAUUUUCCGUAACAGUUGAAUUGUGGAGCUUUGAAUGAUACCCCAGCUAUCUUCUUUACCUUGUAUGGAAGAGUUGAUGAAUUUCUAUUCAUUUUACUGAUUUAUCCUUGCAUUGUUACCUGGUGU